UUCUUGUUUUAAACAAUGAAAUCGAAUUUGUUUUUAUUUAUUUAUCUUAUUAAGUGUUUUUUACACAAAUCCGAAUCAACAGUUCUGGAGCGAGAGACUACCGUGGAACAAGAUGAUCACAUCACGAUUGUAAAAAAAUACGAUUUUAUAGUGGUCGGUGCAGGAAGUGCUGGAUCAGUUGUGGCUAAUAGACUAUCCGAAAUAUAUGAUUGGAAUAUAUUAUUAAUUGAAGCUGGUCAAGAUGAAGAACCAUUUAUGGAUAUUCCAGCAGCAGCUGGAAAAUUACAGCCGAGGUCUAUAAAUUGGAAGUAUACAACGGUCCCUAUGAAUAAUUCUUGCUUAAGUUUUGAUGACCGUCGGUGUAAAAUUCCAAGAGGAAAAGUUAUGGGUGGUAGUAGUACAUUGAAUUAUAUGAUUUAUACGCGUGGUAAUAGAAUGGAUUACGAUAAUUGGGCAAAUAUGGGCAACACAGGAUGGAGCUAUGAUGACGUUCUAAAAUAUUUCAUUAGAUCAGAAAAUACAAAUGUCCCUGGUGCUGAUCCAGGUUAUCAUGGACAGAAUGGAUUGUUAUCGGUGACCGACGUACCAUACAGGACGCCCUUAGCGAAAGCUUUUGUGGACGCUGGAUCACAGAUCGGAUUGCCUAUCAUCGAUGUCAAUGGUGAAAAACAAGUCGGGAUUAAUUAUUUACAGGUUACUAUGAAGGAUGGUCGUCGUUGUAGUACAAAUACAGCCUUUUUGCUUCCAACAAAAAAAAGAUUGAACUUGCACGUAAAAAAGCAAAGCACUGUAACAAAAAUAAUAAUAGAAAAAAGUACAAAUAAGGCAAUAGGAGUGGAAUUUGUAUCGAAUCGUAAAAAAUAUAGAGUGUAUGCACGCAAAGAAGUAAUUGUUUCUGGCGGAACUAUAAACUCGCCACAGUUACUCAUGUUAUCGGGGAUCGGACCGAAAGAACAUCUGAAAGAUAUAAAAAUUCCACUGAUAAAAAACUUGCCGGUUGGUAAAAAUUUGAUGGAUCACGUGGCACUGGGAAGUUUGAGCGUUUUGAUAAAUGAUACUAUUUCAUUAAAAACACAAAGAUUAAUGAGAGAUCCGCUUACUUUAUACAAUUUUCUCAUAAAUAAUAACGGCCCAUUAACAAUACCAGGUGGUGCAGAAGCAUUGGCAUUUUUCGAUUUAGACCGACCGGGAUUCGCAGACGGACACCCGAACUUGGAACUACUUUUAGUAUCUGGUCUAUAUUCGGGCGAUGACUUAACACAUACGUUGUUUGGUUUGAAAGCAGACAUUUAUAACGAAGUAUACAAGCCCACUGAAAAAAUGGACGGUUUUACGGUAUUCCCAAUGAUUAUGCGACCAAAAAGUAAAGGUCAUCUAUGGUUGGAAAACGCUAACCCCUUCCAUUAUCCACUGAUCGAUCCAAAUUACUUUGCGGACGAAACGGACUUGGACGUGGCCGUAGCCGGGGUGCGGAUUUUCCAACAGAUGUUGAAAACCAACGCAAUGAAGAAGCUCAACGCCACGUUGUUCGACACCCCGUUGCCCGGUUGCGCCCGGCACAAGUUCGAUUCCGACGCGUACUGGAAGUGCUCGGCGAGACAAAUAAGUUUCACCAUCUAUCACUUGUCGGGCACGUGCAAAAUGGGACCGGUGGGCGACCCCACGGCCGUGGUGGAUCCCAGAUUGCGCGUACACGGCGUAAAAGGCCUGAGAGUCAUCGACGCGUCGAUAAUGCCAGAAGUUCCGGCAGCGCACAUCAACGCUCCGACGAUUAUGAUCGGCGAAAAGGGCGCGGAUAUGAUUAAAGAAGACUGGGGUAUUAGAAUAUAGAGUAAACAUUAUUAAUUUAAAAAAAAAAUUAGUU
Rhopalosiphum padi (bird cherry-oat aphid) is the source of this 1864-nucleotide messenger RNA. Its product is annotated as glucose dehydrogenase [FAD, quinone]-like. Bases 16 to 1830 code for a protein of 604 amino acids. Lineage: Eukaryota; Metazoa; Arthropoda; Insecta; Hemiptera; Aphididae. The record is from RefSeq and is a predicted model, not a curated record. The transcript is spliced from 5 exons. Gene Ontology annotation, molecular function: flavin adenine dinucleotide binding; oxidoreductase activity, acting on CH-OH group of donors.